UUAUAAAGCGGGUUAACUAAUGUCUGGAGAUGAAGCCACGUUGGCUGGCCACCGACAGCAAUUGCGUCUCUUCGUGGACAAUAGCCGGAGCCGUCUGCAUGCCCUCCUGCAGCAGUUGCAAUGGAGCGAGGCGGGUGUAAAAGCGAACCAUCGAUCCACCGAAAAGGCGCUGCCUAAAACGGACGAGGAGCUGCCACCCUCUUGCUGCAACAAUCCCGCGUUUAGUGUCCAACUGGACGAAGUGGCGCUACAACAAAUUCUGGGAACGGACGCAAGCCAGGAUGGGGUCAGCCAGCGCCUGCAGCUGUAUGAGUAUGUACUGCAACGGACCGCAAAGCAUACGGCAUUCGAGGACGAUAACGCCGCCUUCGCCGAACUAGUGAGCGUGACGAAGCGGGAUCAGCAAAAGCGUCGCAGGCACCGCAAGAGCAAGCCCACACUGAACGAGGAACUGCGCCAACUGGUCGACCUUCAAAUGGAGGCAUUGCAGAGACAGCAAGCGCAAUCUGCUGCCAGUGAGCUCAGUAGCAGUCGGAAGAGAAAGCGCAGUCAAAGUUGCAGCCGAACGCGGAGCCCCAGCCGAAGCCAUGAGAGGCACAGACACAGGCGACCGGAGAAGCUGGAGCGGGGAAGGGAACGGGAACGGGAACGAGAACAUGAGCGAGAGCGCCACAGGCAGCACCACAGGAAGCACCGCUCUCGAUCCCGCUCUCUGUCCUCGCACCCUAGAAAGCACCGCUCUCGUUCCCGCUCUCUGUCCUCGCACCGCAGAAAGCACCGCUCUCGUUCCCGCUCUCGGUCCUCGCACCUCAGAAAGCACCACAAGCAGCAUCGAUCCAGGAAUCAUUAUUAAGUCCAGGU
Molecule: messenger RNA, 861 nt
Organism: Drosophila serrata
Lineage: Eukaryota; Metazoa; Arthropoda; Insecta; Diptera; Drosophilidae
Source: RefSeq, a predicted model, not a curated record